Eriocheir sinensis (Chinese mitten crab) is the source of this 1638-nucleotide messenger RNA. RefSeq names its product zygotic gap protein knirps-like. The record is from RefSeq and is a predicted model, not a curated record. Gene Ontology annotation, biological process: regulation of DNA-templated transcription. The transcript has 4 exons. Gene Ontology annotation, molecular function: DNA-binding transcription factor activity; zinc ion binding; sequence-specific DNA binding. The coding region runs from base 1 to 1638 and encodes 545 amino acids. Lineage: Eukaryota; Metazoa; Arthropoda; Malacostraca; Decapoda; Varunidae.
AUGAACCAGCUGUGCAAGGUGUGUGGGGAGCCGGCCGCGGGGUUCCACUUCGGGGCCUUCACCUGCGAGGGAUGCAAGUCGUUCUUCGGGCGCACGUACAACAACCUGUCACAAGUGCACGAGUGUAAGAACGGCGGCCAGUGCGUCAUCAACAAGCAGAACAGAACCUCGUGCAAGGCUUGCCGCCUCAGGAAGUGUCUCAUGGUGGGCAUGUCCAAGACGGGAUCCAGGUACGGCCGACGCUCCAACUGGUUUAAGAUCCACUGCCUGCUACAGGAGCAGGCCGCCUUCAACGGCCAGCCGGCCACCAGCCUGCGGCCGCCCAUCACACCCACGCUGCAGGACGGCUCGCUGCCCUACGUGGCGGGCCGCCUGCGGGACGCCAUGGGCCACGAGGCGCCGCUGAGGCCACCCGCGCCGCCGCCCCACGACCUGCCCGCCGCGCUGUCCACGCUGACGGCCGCCACGCACCUCCAGCAGCGGGAGGGCGGCGGUGGCCCCGAGAUGGAUGGUCGCCGCGAGCAGCUGCUGGCGGCGCUGCGUCAGUGCCACGCCCUGGAGGCCCCGCGUCACGCCGCGGACCUGGACCUACGGCGACCCGUGGACCUGGAGGCGCUGCGCCGCCACCUGGAGCCCGAGGGGGAGCGCGCGGCGCCGCUGGCCCUACUAGAGUGGGAACGGCGCCUGCGGGAGGCGGCGCGGCGCGGCGCGCACCACCACGGCCUGGAGCGGAAGGCGCCGCCGAUGGAGGCCAAGGCGCCGCCCGCCGCCUCGCCCGACAUGGACGCCGCCUCCGCACCCGCCAAGGACGACUUCGAGCGGCAGUGCGGCGGCGGCGGCGGCGGGGGGCGAAGCUCCCCAGGCACCUGCGGCCUCAUGACGGAGGAGGAGCGGCUCAACUUCUUGAAGGCGGUGGCGAGCCCCGCCCCCCCGCAGCCGCCCGUGACCUGCGGGGUGCGGGCGCCGCCCCCCCACGACCUGCUGACGUACUCGUCCCUCAACAACAACCUGUUCCCCUUCGCGCCGUGCCCGCCGCUCUGGUCCUCCGUCCUCCCCUUCCCGCCCCUCGCCAAGUUCUACCCGCCCCUGCCCGCCCCCGCUCCCCCCACGCCCCCCGCCCUGAAGCCCGCGGUGUUCGGCGCCCCCGAGGUGUCGCGCGCCGCCUCGCCGCAGCGCCUGGCCCAGGAGGACGCCGCCACCAAGAAGCGCUUCCUGGACGCCGUGCUGCAGGUGCAGCGCCGCAGUCAGACGCCCUCGCCGCGCCAUGACGCCGCGCCCGCCGCCGUGCGCCCUCCCCACAGCGCCCACGCCUCGCCGCCCGCCGCCCAGGCCGCGCCGCACGACCAGCCCAUCGACCUCACCGUGAGGCGGAAGCGCAAGAUGGACAAGAGCGAGAUCCAGUACCACCCCGGCGACGACAAGUGGCUGCGGGGCGGCGAGGACGACGACGACGACGACGAGGACGAUGAGGUGGAGGAGAUCCUGGAGGACGAGGACGAGGAGGAGGAGGUGGAGGAGGAGGACGAGGCGGUGGAGGAGGUGGUGGAGGAGGAGGGCAAGGCGGAGAGCGAGGGUCAGGUGGAGGUGCCCGUGAAGCUGCUCAAGCUGGACGCCGCGGGGGGGACGGUCAUGGUGUGA